UUUUGUUAUAGUUACUCGUUUGAACUAGUGGUUUCUUCUUGUCCGCCAUUAUUUUCUCCCAUCGCCGGUCUUGUGUGUGUGAGGAUUUGGGCCAUAUUUUCUGAUUGCUUUAGCCAGAAAUAAUUCGACAUGUUGUCCAGGAUUGCAUUAAAGCCAGUUCGCUCGGCCAUUCAGCCAAUUCGUUUGACCCAAACCUCGGCCGCAACGAACGCAGCAUCAGCUGCUGUAGCAGAAAGCCCAGAAAGGGAUUUGGUCAACUUUCCUAGGCCAGUUCGCCAAGAGCUUCCUGGUAAAGUUCGAUUGGGCUUCAUCCCUGAAGAAUGGUUCCAGUUUUUCUAUUCCAAGACUGGAGUCACUGGCCCCUACACUUUCGGUCUGGGCUUGACCACCUACCUCCUCAGCAAGGAAAUCUACAUCAUGGAGCACGAGUUCUACACUGGUCUGUCCAUUGCCAUCAUGGGUAUCUAUGCCGUCAAGAAAAUGGGCCCUGCUGCUGCCAUGUUUCUUGAUAAAGAAGUCGCUAAAAGCGAUGCUGAGAUGAAUUCCGGCAGGGAUUCGGUCAUUGAACAAUGCAAGAAUAGAAUCGUUGUUGAGAAAAUCGAACAGGAUCGUGCCCUAGCCCAAAAGAUGCUUUUUGAUGCCAAGAGAGAGAAUGUCGCAUUGCAAUUGGAAGCAGCCUAUCGCGAACAGCUCAUUAAAGUCUUCGCCGAGACAAAGAAGCGAUUGGACUACCAGGUGGAAGUUCAGAACGUCCAACGGAAUUUGGAGCAACGCCAUAUCGUCGAUUGGGUAUUGCGUAGCGUUCGUGCUGCAGUUACUCCCGAACAAGAGAAGGCCACCCUUAGCCAGUGCAUCGCCAAUAUCAAGUCCUUAGCUCAGCAGAACACUGCUAGGAUUUGAAUGACCUAUCUGUUCUUAUAUAGUGUCUAGAUGAAACUCUUUAAAAAAAUAAAAUGGAAAGCUUACCGGCAGAAAUCAGUGGGAUUGGGCCAAAUGUGUAUACAACUGUAGAAAAAAAGGUCUGGUUGGCAAUACAGUGAUUUCAUUCCGCCAGGA
This is a messenger RNA of Daphnia carinata, 1056 nucleotides long. RefSeq names its product ATP synthase subunit b, mitochondrial-like (gene ATPsynB). Gene Ontology annotation, molecular function: proton transmembrane transporter activity. Gene Ontology annotation, biological process: proton motive force-driven ATP synthesis. NCBI's taxonomy places the organism in Eukaryota, Metazoa, Arthropoda, Branchiopoda, Diplostraca, Daphniidae. The record is from RefSeq and is a predicted model, not a curated record. The transcript has 5 exons. Bases 130 to 900 code for a protein of 256 amino acids.